AUGUCGGCGGGAGAGGCGGCGCGGCCCUCGCCGGCCGCUGAGGAGAUCCGCGCCCCGCCUCCCCUCCCUCCGCGGGCCGGGCUGAGCCGGCCGGAGAUCGCGCGCUACUCGCGGCAGCUGGUGCUGCCGGAGCUGGGCGUCGCCGGGCAGCUGCGGCUGUCGGCCUGCUCGGUGCUGGUGGUGGGCUGCGGCGGCCUGGGCUGCCCGCUGGCCCAGUACCUGGCGGCGGCCGGCGUGGGCCGCCUGGGCCUGGUGGACCACGACGCGGUGGAGCUGAGCAACCUCCCGCGGCAGGUGCUGCACGGCGAGAGCCGCCUGGGCCGCCCCAAGGCCCGCUCGGCGGCCGCCGCCUUGCGGGAGCUCAACUCGGCCGUGCAGUGCGUGCCUUACGAGCUGGCCCUGGGCCGCGACACGGCCCUGCCGCUGGUGCGGGCCUACGACGUGGUGGCCGACUGCUCCGACAACGUGGCCACCCGCUACCUGGUCAACGACGCCUGCGUGCUGGCCGGGAAGCCCCUGGUGUCGGCCAGCGCCCUGCGGCUGGAGGGGCAGCUGGCGGUGUACGGCUACCAGGGGGGGCCUUGCUACCGCUGCCUCUUCCCCAAGCCCCCUCCUCCGGAGACCGUUACCAACUGCGCGGACGGCGGGGUCCUGGGGGUCGUGCCCGGCAUCCUGGGGUCCCUGCAGGCCCUGGAGGUGCUCAAGAUCGCUGCCGGGAUGGGGGCCUCUUCCGGCCCGGCCAUGCUGGUCUUCGACGCCUUGGCAGGACGGUUUCGGCACAUCAAGCUGAGGCCCAGGGACCCGAAUUGCGCCGUGUGCGGCGACAACCCUUCGGUGACGGCCUUGCAGGAUUACGAACUUUUCUGUGGGUCGUCGGCGACGGACAAGUGUCGGAGGUUAUGCCUCUUGGGGAAGGACGAACGGGUGUCUGUGGAAGAGUACAAAAAUAUACUGGACGGCGAGGUCCAUCAUGUGUUGGUGGACGUCCGUCCCCAGGCUGAGGUGGACAUAUGUCGCUUGGCGCAGGCUGUCUUCGUGCCUUUGAGGAAGCUGCAGGAAAAAGAUGAAGGCUGCCUGCAGGUUCUGGUCCAAAGGAUAUGUGAAGCGAGGCGGACGUCAGAUGAAAAUGCAGCGUUCCCAGUUUACGUCGUCUGCAAGUUAGGAAACGACUCUCAAAAGGCAGUAAAAAUAUUGCAGGGAUUGUCUUAUCCUGGGCUCGGUUUGAUUUCUGUUAAGGACAUCAAAGGGGGACUUAUGGCUUGGGCUGCAAAAAUCAAUCCCGAGUUUCCUCAAUAUUGAUUUUAUACUGUGAGAAUC
Molecule: messenger RNA, 1317 nt
Organism: Euleptes europaea (tarantolino)
Lineage: Eukaryota; Metazoa; Chordata; Lepidosauria; Squamata; Sphaerodactylidae
Gene: MOCS3
Product: molybdenum cofactor synthesis 3
Exons: 1
Coding region: 1-1299 (432 amino acids)
Biological process (GO): protein urmylation; tRNA wobble position uridine thiolation
Cellular component (GO): cytoplasm; cytosol
Molecular function (GO): URM1 activating enzyme activity; thiosulfate-cyanide sulfurtransferase activity; adenylyltransferase activity
Source: RefSeq, a predicted model, not a curated record